Abrus precatorius (Indian licorice) is the source of this 432-nucleotide messenger RNA. Its product is annotated as zinc finger A20 and AN1 domain-containing stress-associated protein 7-like. Lineage: Eukaryota; Viridiplantae; Streptophyta; Magnoliopsida; Fabales; Fabaceae. Gene Ontology annotation, molecular function: zinc ion binding; DNA binding. Bases 1 to 432 code for a protein of 143 amino acids. The record is from RefSeq and is a predicted model, not a curated record. The transcript has a single exon.
AUGGAUUCUGCAAAGAAAGAUGGCGCAAGCCACAUCCCAUCCGAGCCGGAGCUGUGUAGCAACAAUUGUGGCUUCUUUGGCAGUGCUGAGAACCAAAACCUCUGCUCCAAAUGCUACAGGGAUCUGUGUAUUGAAGAGAAGCACUCUGCCACAGAGCCGUCUCUAGACUUAACUCUUGCUGUGGGAAAGCCAUCCUCGUCGGCUGAGCCAUCAUCGAGCCAAGCUGAGCCCUCAAAAGAGGUGGAACGGUGUGCAAGUUGCUUCAAGAAAGUGGGGUUAACCGGGUUUGUGUGCAAAUGUGGGGUCACCUUUUGUGGGACACAUCGCUACCCAGAGAAGCACCAAUGCUCUUAUGAUUUCAAAACUGCUGGCCGAGAUGCAAUUUCAAAGGCAAAUCCUGUCAUCAAGGCUGAUAAGGUUCAAAGGUUUUAG